GAGAGCGGAAUUAUUUUAUAUAGAAACGUAGACGCGUUACUUUAUCCAAAACUCCCGGAGUCAAGUACACAAAACCAUUGACUACAGAAUGGGGAAUAAAUCAUCAUUGUUCCUCCUUAACGAGGAAAUCGCACAAAUUCAAGAUGAGACAGGCUUUACUCCCAAUCAAAUUGAACGUUUAUACUCACGGUUCACCUCACUGGAUCGCAACGACUGCGGUACACUCUCUCGGGAGGAUUUGAUGCGCAUACCAGAAUUGGCAAUUAAUCCUCUAUGUGAGCGUAUUGUUCAUUCCUUUUUUGCUGAGAGCUCCGAUGACCGAGUCAACUUUCGCCAAUUCAUGAAUGUUUUGGCCCAUUUCCGACCGCUGCGUGAUAAUAAGCAAAGCAAACUGAACAGCCGUGAGGAGAAAUUGAAAUUUGCAUUCAAAAUGUACGAUCUGGAUGAUGAUGGUGUAAUCAGCCGGGAUGAGUUGCUUUCCAUCCUGCAUAUGAUGGUGGGCGCCAAUAUCAGUCAGGACCAAUUAGUUAGCAUAGCAGAGCGGACUAUAUUGGAGGCGGAUCUAUGCUGUCAGGGCAAAAUCUCAUUUGAGGACUUUUGCAAAGCCCUAGAUCGUACGGAUGUCGAUCAAAAAAUGUCAAUUAGGUUCCUCAACUAAGUUAAAAUGAGUAGCCAAUUAGACAAUGGAGUUGGUCGUUUUAGUCAAGUGUUUACCAAAUAGUCUAGUAGCAUGGAGUCCAGAGGCAUUCAAAUUGUAUUAGUAGUUGUUAUAUCAGAGAGAUAUCAGAGAGGCGGACAUUUGAUAAUAUUCACUUAGCAAUAUUAUAUCUGAUUAACUCUCUCUAAGGAACAUUAAAUUUUUGUUAAUUGCUUAUAUUUA
Messenger RNA from Drosophila willistoni, 880 nucleotides. RefSeq names its product calcineurin B homologous protein 1 (gene elm). The record is from RefSeq and is a predicted model, not a curated record. The transcript has 2 exons. Gene Ontology annotation, molecular function: calcium ion binding. The coding region runs from base 89 to 658 and encodes 189 amino acids. NCBI's taxonomy places the organism in Eukaryota, Metazoa, Arthropoda, Insecta, Diptera, Drosophilidae.